ACAUACAUACUGAGGUCCACCCUCCUCCCCUAACACCCACUCUUCCUUAUGUAACACAAUAAUCGGGUUUGGAGUUUGGAUCCUUUCUCCAUGCAGGCGCUGGGCCUCACUUGUCCACAGCAGGCUCGACAUUUCUCCACUGUUAAAGGGAUUGAAGGGUUAAUCGAUGGGGAGCAUCCCAGGUGUUUCCCUUCUGCUUGUGGUGGUGAGUGUGUCCCUCCUGACAAGCCCAAGCGUCCAGGGCGGAAAGAUUCUGGUGUUCCCGAUGGAUGGUAGCCACUGGGUCAACAUGAACCUGCUGAUCCAGAGCCUCCACAGCAGGGGCCACGAGGUCACUGUGGUCCGCACAGCCACAAGCUGGUACAUCAAAGAAAGCGCACCACACUACCGCUCCAUCACCAUCACCUUACCAGAAGCCAUCAGCAUAGAGGAGCAGGACUUCUUUGUAACCUUCCUGGUCAAGAUGCUGGCCAUUCAAAAAGAGGGGCUGUCUCUUAUCGGCUUUAUGAAGUUCUACUGGGAAAUGCUCGGGUCGCUGUCGAACAUUCACCACCAGGCCAGUCUGGUGGGGGUAGAAAUAUUUGAGAACAAGACUCUAUUGCAGAGUAUUCGGGACACUCAGUUUGACAUGGUUCUUCUGGACCCAGGGUUGCCUGUUGGAGUUCUGGUGGCUCAUGAACUUAAGUUGCCGACUGUUUUUAACGUGAGAUGGAUCACCAGUGGAGAAGGGCAUUUUGUGGUGGCUCCAUGUCCACUGUCUUAUGUUCCAACUUCAGGACAUGCUGUGCCAGAUAAAAUGACCUUUGGCGAACGAGUCAAGAACACACUGUACUAUUUACUCAACGUCUGCAUCGACAAAUUUAUAGUAUGCCCUCACUAUGAUACCCUGGUAGACAGGUACUUUGGUCCGGAUGUGAACUUUUAUCACCUUUUACAAGGGGCAGACAUCUGGCUCAUGAGGGUGGACUUUGUCUUUGAAUUCCCCAGACCCACCAUGCCAAACAUUGUCUACAUUGGUGGCUUUCAGUGUAAACCUUCACAGCCUUUAUCAUCAGAGCUAGAGGAGUUUGUACAAAGUUCAGGAGAGCAUGGAUUCAUCCUGAUGUCUCUUGGUACUCUGGUCGAAGGCUUACCUAUAGAAAUUACUUCAGAAAUUGCUGCUGCCUUUGCUCAAAUUCCUCAGAAGGUCAUAUGGAGGCACGCUGGUGAGCACCCCAACAAUCUGGGGAGCAACACCCUACUGGUGAAAUGGAUGCCCCAGAACGACCUCUUGGGUCACCCGAAGAUCAAAGCCUUUGUAGCCCAUGGUGGCACCAACGGGAUCUACGAGUCCAUCUACCAUGGCGUGCCGAUCAUAGGCAUACCCCUUCUGUUUGACCAGUUUGAGAACAUUUUGAGAGUGGAGGUGCGUGGAGCCGCUAAGGUGGUGGAUGCGACCAAACUGACUCGUGAGAACUUUCUUGAAGCGAUACAAGAAGUUCUUCACAAUCCCUCAUACAGGAACAACAUGAAGCGUCUCUCUGCUCUCCAUCGGGAUAAACCGAUGCAUCCUCUGGAAAUGGCUCUUUACUGGGUUGAGUUUGUUAUGAGGCACAAAGGAGCUUCACAUUUACGCACUGAGUCUUAUAAGAUGCCCUGGUAUACCUACCAUUCUGUGGAUGUUAUUUGCUUUUUGACAGUGGUCUUGUUGAUGCUGACAGCUAUUGUAGUUGGAUCAAUACGAUUCCUUUGCAUUCGACUGUGCAGGAAAAGAAAAGCCAAGCAGGAGUAGUAACUGACUCCUCACAUCAGAUUAACACUCAUUUAAAUGAAGGAGAACUGGACUGGUGAUGUUCUAUAUUCUUAGCCAUACUAAUGCCAUUGCUCUAGGAAGGGCAGUGUUGACCUGCCAGUCAGUUAGUCCACUACUUUGGUCAAGACUGAAAUUACUCAACGAAUAUUGAAUGUGUUGCCAUAACAUUUUGCUAAGACAAUCAUGUUUCCAAUAUUCUACACUUUUUGGUAAUCCAUUAACAUUUUGAUUUUGAGUGUCUCAACUAUCUGAUGAAUCGUUAUUAAAAUGGCCAUAUGCAAAAUUCAGAUCAUUUGACUUGGUUGGACGUGGUUCUCAACAUGGAGGUGGCUAAACAGCUAGCAGCUAACUCUGCUAACUCCAUAAACAGCGCUAAACAACGGCAACAGUGCUGAAAGAGCUAACGGUUAUAACCAGGGGGAACCGGAGAGCGAGCACUAUGCUUCAGUGAUGUGUUUUUGGACGUUUGAAUCUGGGGCGCCGUCAGCCUCCAUUAGGUGGAGUUGUGUUGCUACCUCCUCUCCCCUUGGAUCUCUGCAAGUGAUGUGAGGACUCUAAAACUUCACCUGAGCCUCCCUCGGCAUAUGGGUGAGUAGAUAAUGGCUGAAUUUACAUUUUUGGGUGCACUAUCCCUUUAAAUUGGUGCAGAUAUUCAUGUUGCCCAGAGGAUAAAUGUUAACUUCUGCAGUGAUAUUUCUCAGAUUUCCCCUGAAAAUGAAUCUCAGUGCCUUUAGUGAUCCGCUAACUUUUCCCCAUGUGUCACCGUGAGGUUCACAUUUGUGGUUUCAAGUGCAAUGACUCAACAGCUAUUGGUUGGAUUGCCGUAAACGCUGGAUAGACAUUCAUGAUCCCCUCAGGAUGACUUUGAUGAUGUCUUAAUGUUUUACUAGCCUAAUUAGCCCUAUACUUUGGGUUAAGAUCAAAUACCAGCAAAACAACAUUCCCUUCAUCCUCAGCAGUGCUUUGUGUGUACUUCAAAUUAAAAAAUGCUAACAUGCUAACUGUCUAAACAUUAUGAUGAACAUUAUACCUGCUUAACAUUCGCGUGUUUGUGUUGUUAUCAUGUUGACAUUAACUCUUAU
This is a messenger RNA of Epinephelus fuscoguttatus (brown-marbled grouper), 2874 nucleotides long. RefSeq names its product UDP-glucuronosyltransferase 1A5-like. The transcript is spliced from 2 exons. Gene Ontology annotation, molecular function: UDP-glycosyltransferase activity. The record is from RefSeq and is a predicted model, not a curated record. Lineage: Eukaryota; Metazoa; Chordata; Actinopteri; Perciformes; Serranidae. The coding region runs from base 167 to 1771 and encodes 534 amino acids.